Papaver somniferum (opium poppy) is the source of this 6422-nucleotide messenger RNA. RefSeq lists its product as uncharacterized. NCBI's taxonomy places the organism in Eukaryota, Viridiplantae, Streptophyta, Magnoliopsida, Ranunculales, Papaveraceae. The record is from RefSeq and is a predicted model, not a curated record. The coding region runs from base 2480 to 3529 and encodes 349 amino acids. The transcript is spliced from 2 exons.
CUUCCUAAAACAAAACUACUGGUGAGAUAAGAGGAAAGUGGGAGAUGUGGCAGCAUUCCUACCACAUCUGAUUUCUGUAGAAAACAAAAAGCUAUUCAACCAGAUGGUAUUCAUUUUCAUCAAAGAGAAAGGGGAUCUGAAAUUCUUUCUUGUUCAAGCUGCCGGCGUCAAUCUGAGAUGAUGAAUCAAUUCGAUGGGUAUUUGAAGUUUUCUGUUGCCUGUAAGGACUUCGCCCAACAGCAACAGCAAAAAUGGUUUUCUGUGGCUCUCGUUUGAUGUGAAUCGAUUCCGAUUUCACAAGAGGUGGUACAAUUUGGGGUCUGUUGAUUGAAGAAGAACUGGUGUUGUUGAUUGAAGAAGAACUGGUGUUGUUCGAUGAUUCAAAUUAGGGUUGCUGCCACCGAUUCGUGGUUGUGUACGAGAAGUGUAAGUAACAGAUUUUGGCGGUUCUCGUGGCAAACUGAAGUUGGAUUUUAACGGAGGUUCGAUUUGGUUUGAAUUCAAUUGAAGAAAGUUGAGACAGGUCAUUGAAAAGGCAUCUACAUAUGGGGUAUUCAUUGUCUGCCUUUGAUGGCGGAAAUCGAUGAUUCCAGUGGUGUUUUUCUUGAUUUAUUGGAAGUAUUGGAAGGACUGAAUUCAAGCCAAAAUUCAGUGAGAAGAGCAAGGAAAUAAUUGGUGGUGUAUUGAACCUGCUAGUUUCAAGAGAAGAAAAGAAAGCUUGUGGAGUUGGUGAUACAAGCUGAAUGGGGUUGUGAAGACUGUCACUGGAACCGCAUCUUUGAGCAAGCUUUUAAUGGGUGGUGUUCUGUGAUACAAGCUUGGAUCUUUUUGGCUGUGAAAACGGAGAACGAGAUUGCAGUCAACUGAUGAUGGUGGUAUGCAGCUGUGUAAUCAUCUGAAACUGAGUUCGAUUAAGGGUUAAAUGAUUUGAUUGCAACCAAUUUAGGCAGGUCCGUUGCAGGCAGCUGGAUUAGUGUUGCUAGUGAUGACUUGUAGUCUGCUAUGGUUCGAUUUGAACUGAAAUACAAGGGAAAUGAGAAGCAACUGGCAGUAAACAAAGUUAACCAUGAGUUUGGUGAUUGUGUACAGAUUUCAGAUGAUAAGGUUUUGAGAGUUGACACCAGUGGAGUCUUCAUGGAUUUAUACAAAUCGAAAGGCGUUGUUGCUGCCUGUGAUAAGAACAACUGAUAGAGAGGAAAUGUUAGCAAGCUGUGGUGGUGCUUCCAAAUAACUAACAGCUGCAUCAACUCUCGAAGACAAGAAGGGUGUUGUGGCCGGACUAGGCAUUGGCCGGGAGUUGGAGUUUAUUUUGCUGCCUGGAUUGGGCCUGGCAACUACAACUGGGUCCAUAUUAGAUUUUCUACAGCACAUAUAUAUACUGAGAGAAACAGAUUUGAGGAGAUACGCUGUUUACAGGGAAGAAACCAGGUACCUUAGUUUGAAGAACGCAGUUGGAAUUUCUCCAAAACAGGCAGAAAAGUAAGUAUCUGAAAUCCUCGCGAAGCUUUGCAAGGUGAGUUUGAACUGAAUUCUGCAUUUGGUUAGCUUAUGCAAGAUCUACCAAGUAGUUGGGAUAGAGAAAAAUUGUUCGUCUUGUUAAAGUACCCCUUUAUACAUGAAGAACAGAUGAUGAGGGUACGAACCCUCCGGUUAAAAGUUUGAGAGACUAUAUGUACCUUACUAGAGUCUCUCAACUUUCAUGUAUUAUUUUUCCUACCACCACAGCGACCUAUGAGAUUAGAGCAAGCACCAUUCAGUCACUUCCUAAUUUCUACGGUAAGGAGAAUGAAAAUCCUUACUACCACAUUAGAGAUUUUGAAGAAUUGUGUGGUACAAUGAAGUUAAGGACUUACCUGAUGAGUUUUUUAAACUUAGGUUGUUUCCCUUGUCUUUGAAGGAUAAGGAAAAAUCUUGGCUGAAUGCAUUAUCUCCUUCAUCCAUUAGUACUUGGAAUGACAUGAUUAAUAUAUUCUUGCAUAAAUUCUUUCCUAGGCAUAAAACUACUGCCAUUCGUCAAAAACUAUAUAGUUUUUCGCAACAAGAAGGAGAAUCUCUUUAUGAUUAUCUAGAGAGGUUCCAUGAUCUCUUGUUACAAUGUCCACACCAUGGAUUGUAUACUCCUAGGCUCAUAUUGAUCCUUUAUGAGGGAUUAGAUUUCAAAACAGUGACUACGGUAGAAUCAGUUUGUGAUGGGAAUUUCCUUGAUAAGAGUGCCGAAGAAGGUUAGAAAUUUUUGCAUGAAAUAGCUGGAAAAAUCCAAGAGUGGGAGGCUAGAAAACCCAUAAAAUCAAUAGCUAGUAGUGAAGGGGUUCACAGAGUUGACAAUGAAUUCGACUAUGAGGCCAAAUUUUCUGUUUUGACACGAAGACUUGAGUCGUUGGAAAGAAAUGCUAAAGUCAAGCCUCUUGAGUGUAUUAUGCAUGCAUCUUCUAUUCCUAAUGAUUGUACUAACCAAAGAAUUCCUAGUUUGGAAUAAAGUAUGAGUUUGUUUAUGCAGGCUACUCAAAGAUCUAUGGCAAACUUUCAACAACAACUAAAUGAGCUAGCCAGCCAACUGAAUGAGCGAGACAAGGGUCAGUUCCCGAGUCAAAUACAACCUCACCCUAAAGGUUCUUUUGAGGAAGGCACAUCUGGUGCUAAGCAAACUCAUCGUGUCCAGGCCGCUACUACUCUCAGAAGUGGACGAGUCAUUGACAAUCAUGUUAGUGAUCUCGAGGAGAAAGAGCAAGAUAGGAAGCCGCCUACCAUCACACAGGUUACUCCUUCAACACAUAAAGAAACCGCUGAAACCGAAAAAGGUAAUUCUGAUAUUUCAUAUGUUCCUCGUGCUCCUUUUCCUCAAGCGUUACUACCUCGUAAGAAGGGAGCUACCCCUAAUGACAUCCUAGAAGUGUUUAAACAGGUUAAAGUCAACAUUCCCCUCUUAGAUGCCAUUAAACAAAUUCCUUCUUAUGAUAAGUUUCUAAGAGAUAUGUGCACUACGAAGCGAAAAUUGAAUGUACAUAAGAAAGCUUUCCUUACUGAACAGGUAAGCUCGAUUAUUACACAGAAAACUCCACCCAAAUUUAAGGAUCCAGGUUGUCCUACGAUUGCUUGCACUAUAGGAGAACAUAGGAUCGAACAUGCAUUGUUAGAUUUAGGGGCCAGUGUGAAUCUCUUGCCAUACUCUGUGUAUGUGCAAUUAGAACUUGGUGAUUUGAAAUCCACUAGUGUUACUCUCCAAUUGGCUGAUAGGUCCAUUAAAAUUCCUAGGGAAGUGGUAGAGGAUGUUCUUAUACACGUUGAAAGUUUUGUUUAUCCUGUUGAUUUUAUUGUUUUGGAUACUCAACCUGUUUCUAAUCCUAGUGGGAAGAUUCCUGUCAUCUUGGGUAGACCUUCUUGGCUACCUCGAAUGCGGUUAUCAAUUGUCAAAAUGGAAUCAUGGAGCUUACUUUUGGAAAUACGAAAAUGGAGACAAAUGUGUGUAGCCUUUCAAAUUCAUCUCAGAUUUCUGAAACUUGUGAACAUGUUUACAUGGUUGAUAGUGUGAAUGAUUGUACUUGUUGUUACAAUGAGAAUCUCGGAAACAUGCCUCGAAACAUUGCAGGUUGUAGGGAAGUCACUAAAACUGAAUUAUCAGAUAUGUGCUUAUUUUAUUCUGUCAAUUCAGAUAAUCCUGUUUUUCGCGAGAUUGCUGCACACCCUUGUUUCGUUGUUCCACCUAAUUGUUUUCAAGAUGCUUAUUUAGGUGUUGAACAUAUGGAUACUGGUAAGGUAAUUCACAGUUACAAAUCUGUUUGCUUAUCUCCUUUUGCCAACUCCUGUGGAUCUGAUGCAUAUUGAUAUUACUAAUGCAAUACGUCCACCAACUUCUAGUGAAUCCACUGAAAAUAUUUCAGCUGAUUUAAUACCCAAUUUGGAGUCUCCGCCGAUAGUUGAAACUUGUAAACAUUCUGAACUUGUUGUUUAUGGGGAUGAGUUACUUAUGAAUUCACAUAUCUUUUCGGAUUUUUAUAGUGUUUGCAGGUUCAUGUUUCAGCUGACCUGAUUUGAUGGGUUGAUCCCCAACUUUUUAGACUUUAUAUAUAUACUUGGCAGGAUACUUUGGGAUGCCAUCUUCACCUUGUUUGAGAUUACUUGUUGCGUGCAAGCAGGGAACAAAUAUCAUUUGCUUCGUGGGAGUCAACCCAUCAGUUUUGUUCCCUUAUCCUCUAUUUUUGUUUGCCUAUUGCAUUUCGCAUUUUAGAAUUUCCCACCUGAACUCUACGUUGGAUGACUCAAUUACAUUGAGGACAAUGUAAAGUUUAAGUGUGGGAUAGUGGGUAACACUCAGAUUUUCAUAGGUUUCACUUUCGUAAAGAAUUCUCAAAAAUAAAUAAAUUGCACAACAUGACCCGCUUUUGAGCGGGUCUUAAAAAUUUUCUUUUGUAUAACAUGACCAACUGUUGAGCGGGUCAUUCUGAUUAUCAGUCUCGCUGUUUAGCAGACUUUUUUAAGCCACUGUUUAGUGGUUUCGUUUAGCUGUUCAACAGACUUCCCUAAACCACUGUUUAGUGGUUCGUCUCGCUGUUUAGCAGAGUCUCUCCAUAUCCAGCUGUGUAGCGGAUAUAAUUUGUUCUUGUUUUGCUCGGGACUAGAAAAAUGUAAAUGUGGGGAUUUGAUAAGCACGCAAGUGCGACACUUUUAUACCCAUAUUUAUACUAGCCAGGCCUCGAUAUUUCGUUAAUAACUAUAUUUUAAAGCUUUUACAUGAAUCACAAGUGCAAUCCAUUCACCCGGAGAAUAACUGGCUAAACGAGGAGCUAAACGGUGUUUGCGACUAUAAGCACAGAUGAGCUAACUUAAUUGGGUGAGCUGACUUCACAAACGCUCAUGCCAGUUGCGCCACAACCACCGAGCCAUCACGUUCCAGCCAAUCAGGUCUUCCUAAAACAAAACUACUGGUGAGAUAAGAGGAAAGUGGGAGAUGUGGCAGCAUUCCUACCACAUCUGAUUUCUGUAGAAAACAAAAGGCUAUUCAACCAGAUGGUAUUCAUUUUCAUCAAAGAGAAAGGGGAUCUGAAAUUCUUUCUUCUUCAAGCUGCCGGCGUCAACCUGAGAAGAUGAAUCAAUUAGAUGGGUAUUUGAAGUUUUCUGUUGCCUGUAAGGACUUCGCCCAACAGCAACAGCAAAAAUGGUUCUGUGUCUCUUGUUUGAUGUGAAUCGAUUCUGAUUUCACAAGAGGUGGUACAAUUUGGGGUCUGUUGAUUGAAGAAGAACUGGUGUUGUUCGAUGAUUCAAAUUAGGGCUGCUGCCACCGAUUCGUGGUUGUGUACGAGUAGUUUAAGCAACAGAUUUUGGGGGUUCUCGUGGCAAACUGAAGUUGGAUUUUAACGGAGGUUUGAUUUGGUUUGAAUUCAAUUGAAGAAAGUUGAGACAGGUCAUUGAAAAGGCAUCUACAGAUGGGGUAUUCAUUGUUUGUAUUGAUUUAUUUGAAGUAUUGGAAGGACUCGAUUCAAACCAAAAUUCAAUGAGAAGAGCAAGGAAAUAAUUGGUGGUGUAUUGAACCUGCUAGUUUCAAGAGAAGAAAAGAAAGCUUGUGGAGUUGGUGAUACAAGCUGAAUGGGGUUGUGAAGACUGUCACUGGCACCGCAUCUUUGAGCAAGCUUUUAAUGGGUGGUGUUCUGUGAUACAAGCUUGGAUCUUUUUGGUUGUUAAAACGGAGGACGAGAUUGCAGUCAACUGAUGAUGGUGGUAUGCAGCUGUGUAAUCAUCUGAAACUGAGUUCGAUUGAGGGUUAAAUGAUUUGAUUGCAACCAAUUUAAGCAAGUCCGUUGCAUGCAGCUGGAUUAGUGUUGCUGGUGAUGACUUGUAGUCUACUAUGGUUAGAUUUGAACUGAAAUACAAGGGAAAAUAGAGGCAACUGGCAGUAAACAAAGUUAACCAUGAGUUGGGUGAUUGUGUACAGAUUUUAGAUGAUAAGGUUUUGAGAGUUGACAGCAGUGGAGUCUUCAUGGAUCGAUACAAAUCCAAAGGCGUUGUUGCUGCAUGUGAUAAGAACAAUUGAUGGAGAGGAAAUGUUAACAAGCUGUGGUGGUGCUUCCAAAUAACUAACAGCUGCAUCAGCUCUCGAGGACAAGAAGGGUGUUGUGGUCGGACUAGGCAUUCAUUUUGCUACCUGGGUUGGGCCUGGCAACUACAGCUGGGUCCAUAUUAGAUUUUCUACAGAAUAUGUAUAUACUGAGCGAAACAGAUUUGAAACCGUUUUACAGGGAAGAAACUAGGUUUAAGCUUUUUUUCGCUUUGCUUAGCUUGUUAUCUCCUUUAUCAGUUUUCGUGGCUUUUGAGAAAAUCAUGAUUUGCUAAACUGUUGUUAGGGUAAAAGGAUGAAUUUGUAGGCUAGAUUAUUUGUGUUUAUGAACAAGAGUUUCUUUAAAUCAAAAGCUUAAUUUUAUGUUUGAGUA